Messenger RNA from Culex quinquefasciatus (southern house mosquito), 2035 nucleotides. RefSeq lists its product as uncharacterized. Bases 186 to 1883 code for a protein of 565 amino acids. Gene Ontology annotation, molecular function: protein binding. NCBI's taxonomy places the organism in Eukaryota, Metazoa, Arthropoda, Insecta, Diptera, Culicidae. The record is from RefSeq and is a predicted model, not a curated record. The transcript has 3 exons.
GAAGUAAUUUAGCGUGUGUAGCACAUAUUUUGACAUUCGGGUAUUUUCAUCAGUAGCGCUGUGCUGUACAUUUUUUGUGUGAAAAAAGACCGUCGGCAGCAAAUCUCGUUCUCGUCCUGCACCUUUUUACGUUACCGCUGAAAAACUAUUUUGUCAAAGUGUCGUUUGCUGCCGGCGACCCCAACAUGAACCCUUCCGAACGAUGUGGCAUAGUGGUGUUUCGAAACGAAGUGCCCUGCCUUGGCUCUUACAGUAAUGGCCACUCAAGCUGUGCGACCGAAUGCGAGCGGAUCAACCACGGCCUGGAAUACGAUGAACGAUUCAUACGACUCCACGACGCCAUCAGUAAAGGCUUUAAGAUGGUUUUGGAUAAGCUGCGAUCAGAAGAUUCUGAAUCGGAGGAUUCCGACGAGCAGAAAGAUGAGGACAAUGCGCCGAACUUGACGGUCAGAAUCUGGGCAGAAAUUCUGACGAAUUUGAACGAAACGCAGCUGGCCAACGCACGCUUGGUCUGUCAUCGUUGGAAACGGAUCAUCGACCGCAGCCCGUCGCUGGUGGGCAAGUUUGUGCUCAGUUUUCCGCACGGAACUACACUGGACAAGCAUUGUGAACUGGUACGAGAUGUGAUUGCUUCCGGAAUGCAACACACGCAAGCUUCAUUGAGGAAAAUCACUCUGGUUGGAGCUGCCGCGUGGUGGCCAGCGGUCGGUGGCGCGCUCAUCUCUCUGACCAUCGCCGAUUGCAAGAUUCCGAUCGACAUGCUGCUGGACGUGCUCAAGCUUAGCCCGAGUUUGAAACGUUUAGACCUAACUUGCGGAAAGAACCUUUACUUCCAUACCGUGAAGGCUGUCGACUUCCAACUGGAAACGCUAGAGAACCUGUGCUUGACCGACAUACAGUACGUAAAGACGCUGGACGUCUUCCAGCAAAUGUGCCCACGGCUGAAAGUUCUCCGGAUUCCGGGAAGAAGCAAACUCGCUGGAUUCAUCGACAAACUGAUUUGCUUCAUAAAGGCAACGCGCAGAACGCUGGAGGAGGUCGCCAUCGGUGGUGGAACAGAUCUAUGGGAAAAGCUAUCUGAUCUUAACGGUUUGCUGCUGAAGCGUGCAACAUUUUCAUACGUUGCACCGGAGAGGAUGGUGAUUUUGAGUCGGAAUGUCCCCUCAAUCGAAUCGCUUUCGAUAGAUUGGAUGAAGUUCGAAGACGAGAAACUUGCGAAGAUUGGAGACAACCUCCCGAAGCUUAAAUCGUUGACUGCGAGAAUCGCUUCACCUGCGACUUUUCUCAACUUCAUGCCGGAACUGGCGCAGCUCUCGCUUAAUUGCUCCAACCAUGUCAUCAGCUUUAGCGACUUGGAGCUGCACAACCUCACGAGCAUCACCCUGCGAAGCACGAAGCUAACGGACAACUGGCACAGGCACUUUCCGAAUAUGCGUUCCGUUGCCCUCAUCAAAUGCACCAUCGAUGGCAGCUGGUCGGAUCUGUUCCUUCCCGUUGCCCAACUCGGCAAGUUGCAACACUUGCUCUUGUACAAAGUGAGCGUUGCGGUAGCCUCCGACGACGUGUACAUUCCGGACUAUCUGGACAGCUUGAGCUUGCUGGAGAUCCGCAAGUGUCGCCUGCCGAAGGCUACGCUGCACGCGUUGAUCCGGUUCUGCCCGAUGUUGGUUCGAAUCGAUCUGCAAAGAGUUCAAGGCGUUGACGAUGACAUUAGGCUGGCAAUCGGUGAGGGCUUGAAGUAUUUGAAGGAGAUUAGCAUCGACGAUUGUGUCGUUCGUGGCGACGAAUUUCUCGAGCACACCAGCAAGCAAUGCGAAGGUGUUGAGGUGAACCUUACGGACUGUAUCGGACCAUCACUGAGUGAGGGUGAGCUAAGCGUUUAGAGGGAGGGACUCACUUUCUUUUAAGUUCAAAGAUUUUUCUUGUCUUUUCUUAUGAUUUUUACGUAAGUCUCAUCGUAACUCAAAUAUUUCAUUCCUGUACGUGAAAUGAAUUCGAAUUACAUGGAAAGGUUACCAAUCAAAUUUUAGCGAAA